AUGGAUCCUGACACGAAGAUCAAGGCGUAUCGCCUUGUUGGCUAUGCAGCAGUGACAUUUUCAACACUUACUAUACUAACCGUUUGUAUAACACUACCAGUCGUCUAUAACUAUGUGCAUAGUGUUCGUCGUCAAAUGGAAGGUGAAAUGUUGGCAUGCCAGAAGAACGCCCGAACGCUGUGGGCUGAAGUGAACGCCCUGAAGGAUGUUCCUAUAAUGCCUAAUAGAACUGAACGUAUUCCGAGAGAAGUUUACGGUGAAAGUGACGUCGAAGCGACCACCUUCGCAGAGAUGGAAACUUACAGUGUCAGCGGCUGCGACGAUUGCUGUCUCCCUGGAGCACAAGGUCCACAGGGUGCUCCAGGGAAGCCUGGGAAACCGGGUGCACCUGGAAAGCCUGGGUUCCCUGGGAAACCGGGUCGUCCCCCCAACGCGACCAUGUGCACCGAUCACCCCACCACCGUGUCCUCCCUGUCCACAAGGCCCACCUGGCCCCAAUGGACCACCAGGACCACCAGGUAA
Messenger RNA from Cooperia oncophora, 522 nucleotides. The record is from the annotation of a GenBank genome assembly. NCBI's taxonomy places the organism in Eukaryota, Metazoa, Nematoda, Chromadorea, Rhabditida, Trichostrongylidae.